UCCAAACUCUUCUUCUUCUUCACCGCUACCAGAGAAAUAAUAUGGAUGCAUUGCAUUGACAUUCUUUUCAUGGACAUGACCAUUUUUAAAAGUUAAAAAAUUCAACAUCCAGUGCUUUUUUUUCUGGGGGGAUACAGGGGUACGCAUAUCCCUAAACAUUUUGUGAAUCUUUGUACUUUUGUCCAUUUACUGUAUUUAUUUUUCCUAAUCAGAACUCUAAAAUGGUGAUUUUCCUGAGUCAAAAUGAGAGUACCCCUAAAGAUUUUUUAUUAUUAUUUAGAAAAACUGCACUGUCAACAUCACGUCAUAGCAUUUACACACUGGCUUCCACCAUCAGCAACCAGAAUCUUUCACACAACUGGGUCAGAAAGAGCAUUAUUUGGGCAAGACACAAUACCGGUAGUUUUUUUUACCACUAUUUAUAAUUUCUGAGCAAAUUAAAUUCCUUGAAAGUUUUAAAGCAGAGGUUAGAUGGCCAUCUGUCAAGGAUGCUUUAGCUGAGUUUCCUGCAUUGCAGGGGGCUGGACCCUAGGGGGUUCCUUACAAUUCUACAAUUCUAUAACCAUAAAUUAAAUCCAAUCAACAUCAGUCAGAAAACUGAGUAAAUGCGGAAAAACAAGAUUUCAUAUGGACAGAUCGCACAAUAAUAAGUCACAAACCAGUUUUCACGAAUCUGCCUACCAACUUUCCAAACAAAACUGGCAUUAAACAGGAAUCAAAUUGCCGCCUCCCGCAUUUCGGGAGUGCUCAGUCUCUUCCUCUAAUCGCAUAUGCAUGAACUGGAGGAAAUCCCUCCUCCUCGCCUUCCUCUCCGCCCUUCCGCCGCCGCGCAAACGCCAGCAUUUCCGGGCGCAUCUGCCGGAGCAAGACGCGCGUGCGUAAAGAUGGCUGCGCCCGAGCAGGCAUAUUCAAGUGAGGAGGAAACAGAACCUGAGCCUAGACCUCGAGACACCCCUGAAGACAUUUCCCUUGAGGCAGCAGCAAACACCAUUGCUUUUCACCCUUGCCGGGAUGUCCUGGCUGCUGGAGACGUGGAUGGUGAUGUCUAUUUAUAUUCAUAUUCCUGUUUGGAAGGUGGGAACAAGGAACUUUGGUCUUCAGGACAUCAUUUAAAAUCCUGCCGGGAAGUGUCCUUUUCCCAUGAUGGACAAAAGCUCUUUACGGUGUCCAAAGAUAAAUCCAUUCAUAUUCUAAGUGUGGAGGAAGGUCGUCUUGUGACAAGGUUCUCCAAGGCUCACAAUUCUGCUCUGAACAGUCUGCUGGUGAUAGAUGAGCACUUGUUUGCCACAGGAGAUGACCGCGGGGAAUUGAAAGUGUGGGAUCUGCGCAAAGGCACCUCCUUUAUGGAAAUGAAGCAGCACGAGGAGUAUAUCAGUGACAUGGCCGUCGAUGGGAACAAGAAACUGCUGCUCACCACCAGUGGAGAUGGAACUAUGGGAGUCUUCAACAUCAGGAGAAGGCGCUUCGAGCUGCUCUCAGAGCCUCAGAAUGGAGACCUGUCAGCCAUCGCUCUGAUGAAGAGAGGAAAGAAAGUGGCCUGUGGCUCCAGCGAGGGAACCAUUUACCUCUUCAACUGGGAUGGUUUUGGGGCUACCAGUGAUCGGUUUGCACUGAAGGCAGAGUCCAUUGACUGCAUGGUCCCUGUAACAGAGAGCAUUGUGUGUACAGGCUGCACUGACGGAGUCAUCAGGGCCGUGAACAUCUUGCCCAAUCGGGUGAUUGGCAGUGUUGGGCAGCAUGUUGGGGAGCCUAUUGAGCAGCUAGCCAAAUGCCAUAAUGGCCCAUUUCUGGCCAGCUGCGCCCAUGACCAGAAGGUGAAGUUCUGGGACAUCUCUUCGCUUAACUCGGUCAUUGUGGACGAUUACAGAAAGAAAAAGAAGAAAAGUGGGCAGCUGAAGUCUUUGAGUCUCAAGGCAUUUGGUACUGGGGAGGAUUUCUUUGCAGGCUUGAGAGAAGAGGAGGCAGCAGGGCCAAAGGAUGAAGACUCUAGUGGCACGGAAACGGAUAGUGACUAAAAUAUGUGCAUGGAUCAGAUAUGAGCAGCUCUCUCCCCUGAAGGGACCUUUAUAACCCAAGACUGUUUGAAACUGUCAAGUUUUUGCAGAGAUUUGGCUGAACAAACAGCAGGAUAUUGGGGGCAAAGGUGUGGGAGCCUAAUGAAACCCGUACUGCAGUCUUCUGUGUACUGCAAUCCAGUGAAACAAAUAUAUGCUUCCACAGCAUAGUCAUGAGAAAAACAUGGUCUGGCUGCUACAAAAGGGGAAGGUGUAGAUCUCAAGUUGCCCCAGGACAAAGCCUGUGCUUUCUGUUGGAAGAGGAGUGUAUCAUGGAAUGAAAAGGCUAGAAAACAGGAUUAAUACUAGUGAGGAGGAAAGCUGUUGGUCUUAUACUGGCACCCCCAAACUUCGGCCCUCCAGAUGUUUUGGACUACCGUACAAUUCCCAUCAUCCCUGACCACUGGUUCUGUUAGCUGGGGAUCAUGGGAGUUGUAGGCCAAAACAUCUGGAGGGCCGCAGUUUGGGGAUGCCUGGUCUUAUAUGUAUGUACUGGUUUAACUACUACUUUCAAAGGAGGGUAGCCAGACACAAAAAGGGGAUAGGGCUCCUGAACCUUCAAUACAGAAGGGGGACUCUCUGAAACACACAACAUGACACAACAGAAAUGUAUUUUGUGGAUUUUAUAUUGUAAAUAAAAUAAACAAAACCCAGCAUAACAUCAUCUAUCAGAUUUCAAAUGAUUCACACAAGGAUAUUGCAACACUUAUUUCUUUCAAAACAAUUUUAAUAUUCAAGUGCCUAUGUUAGCCAUUCACUAUUUUUGAUGCACAUUAAAAAGUCAAAAUUUUAA
Messenger RNA from Zootoca vivipara (common lizard), 2847 nucleotides. It is a transcript of the gene WDR55, whose product is annotated as WD repeat domain 55. NCBI's taxonomy places the organism in Eukaryota, Metazoa, Chordata, Lepidosauria, Squamata, Lacertidae. Gene Ontology annotation, molecular function: protein binding. The record is from RefSeq and is a predicted model, not a curated record.